UAUAAAUACCCUCCUCUCCCCUCCCCCUUUCCCCUUCCUCCUCCGUUUCAAGAUCUUUCCAUCUCAGCUUCACCCCAAACAAGAGACAACCAUACAAUAACGCCGAAGGAGUGAAAAUCUCUCAUCCUUCCAAUUUUCUCACCUCCCAAACACCAUUUUCCCGAUAAGAUUACUGUGUAAUUAUUUAUACCUAAAAAUGUCCGAUGCCUAUUGCUCCGACUGCAAGCGCCAGACGGAGGUCGUGUUCGACCACUCGGCGGGUGAUACCGUGUGCUCCGAGUGCGGUCUAGUGCUCGAGUCUCAUUCCAUUGAUGAGACCUCGGAGUGGCGUACCUUCGCCAACGAGUCGGGCGAUAACGACCCGGUCCGUGUUGGUGGGCCUACCAAUCCCCUGUUGGCCGAUGGCGGGCUGUCCACCGUCAUAGCCAAGCCCAAUGGGGCUUCUGGUGAGUUCUUGUCUUCGUCCUUGGGUCGGUGGCAGAACCGUGGGUCUAAUCCGGAUCGGGGCUUGAUAAUGGCGUUCAAAACCAUCGCUACCAUGUCCGAUAGGUUGGGCCUUGUUGCAACCAUCAAGGAUCGGGCUAAUGAGAUAUAUAAGAGGGUUGAAGAUCAGAAAUCUAGUAGGGGAAGAAAUCAGGAUGCGCUAUUGGCUGCUUGCCUGUACAUUGCUUGUCGACAAGAAGACAAGCCACGCACUGUAAAGGAAAUUUGUUCUGUCGCCAAUGGAGCCACAAAGAAGGAAAUUGGCCGAGCAAAAGAAUACAUAGUGAAACAACUGGGAUUGGAGAAUGGUCAGUCGGUGGAGAUGGGAACAAUACAUGCUGGGGACUUUAUGAGGCGAUUUUGUUCCAAUCUGGGUAUGAUUAAUCAAGCAGUCAAGGCUGCUCAUGAAGCUGUGACAAAGUCCGAAGAAUUUGAUAUAAGGCGGAGCCCUAUAUCGAUAGCAGCAGCAGUUAUUUAUAUUAUCACCCAGCUUUCAGACGAUAAGAAGCCUCUCAAAGAUAUCUCCGUUGCUACCGGAGUAGCGGAAGGAACAAUCAGAAACUCGUACAAAGACCUUUAUCCCCAUGUGUCAAAGAUUAUACCGGGCUGGUACGCAACAGAGGAUGCUCUCAAGAACCUCUGCAGCCCUUGAAAUGUAGACGAAGCGGAUUAAUUAAAAACACGGAGAAAAUUGAAUUGAAUUGAAUUGGAGAGUGUUUUUUCCUUGCGUUGUGUUUAACAGUCGGAUGUAUGAACGAUGCAGAAGGCUUAAAUUGUUUUAUACAAUUGCUUUUCAUAGUAAAUUAUAUCAUUCAAUUGACUGAAUUCA
Molecule: messenger RNA, 1312 nt
Organism: Malus domestica (apple)
Lineage: Eukaryota; Viridiplantae; Streptophyta; Magnoliopsida; Rosales; Rosaceae
Product: transcription initiation factor IIB-2
Biological process (GO): transcription preinitiation complex assembly; DNA-templated transcription initiation
Cellular component (GO): transcription preinitiation complex; nucleus
Molecular function (GO): TBP-class protein binding
Source: RefSeq, a predicted model, not a curated record